AUGUCGGCUACUGCUCCGAUACCCCUGGUGCCCUUGAUGCCUGGCGCGACACAAACAUCAGGCACAGGUGCGGCGGCAAUUUCACCGCCUGCUCUUCCGACUAGCCGUGGGCUGUCUCCUCCCGCCCAGAUGCAGACACAACAGGUAUCGACCUCAACAUCUGGACAAAUUGCCACAGGACCAACAUCGUCGACAACCACACCAGUCAUACAGAAUGCCAACUCUGGACAAAAUAGCGGAGCAAGGCAUCAUUGGAGCAGCCUUGCCCAUGUCAAUGUCUCUGUCGCAACUUGGCUGGGCGUGGGACUAGCCACUGCUGCACUACUCGUUGCUAUCUCCUAUGGCGGCCCAAUGUAUCGUCUAGCCAUAUGGACGGCCAGAAAGGACUUCCGAGAAGCAUGUGUCAACGAUCGAAGUAUUGGCCUGACCUCUGCGGCUUGUAAUAUCACAUUACUUGAUCCGCUGCGCCCUCCGCCGAUCAGCAAGAGGUCUUUCGCGCCAUCUACGCUGUCUCCUGGCACCACUGGACCUAUCGUAGUCACCAGCACGAUUGUAGCUGGAGCUGUGAUGCUCGUUUCGGUCUUCACGAUCUUCCGCAAAUACCUUGAAGAUCGGCCCAUCCCAGUUGUGUCAUAUGUCCGCGCGAAUCUUGCUUGUAUGGUGGCAUUGCCGGGUCCUUCGGUUGGCAGCGUGCUUGCGAGCGGCUGCACGCUUGUCUAUAUCCCGCUGCGGCAUGGACGAGGAAUCGUACUUAAGAAGGAAAGCAUACUGGCCGAUGGCAAUGACAGACUUUGCAUCUUCUGCUCUGACGGCUCCACGGACCUUGAUGAUGCGCAUGUUGAGCCACAGACAAUGACAAUAUGCGGACACCGCGUACACGAUCAGAGAUCAGUCCGCGACGUGGUUUCCAAGCCUCCUGCCCAUGGCUCUGACCAUGUGCUCGAACCACCAGACUAUACUCAAGCUGCUACUGUAACGAGGAAAAGGAAGCUGUCCAACAGCGUAGACAUGUCCGUGCAAUCGAUGGCGCCCUCCGAGGGAAUUGAAGACUUCGACGAAGCAGCGACUCACAUGGAGCGUGUCAGCGCGGUGACUAAGUGGCUGGAGGGUGUGCAACACACCGCACCCACGACCCGGGAACUGCCAGACGGCGCACUGGUGAAAGCGGAGAGGCCGAAGCGUAAGGCUUUGUCGACAAACUCCGAUCCAGGGUUGGCUGCCUGGAAUAUCGUGUCCAGUGUGGAAGUUGAUGACCAAGACCGUGUCUCAGACUCAAGGUCUGUGUUCAAACUAUGGCCAAUGCAGCCUAGCAGCCCAAGUCUGCUUCCUGCGUCGACCAUACUACAGGACAACCUUCAGCAGCAAAUCAAGACGCACAAAGACACUGGAUCGUACUGUCCACCUCGUGUAACUGGUCUGCCGCUAUCCGCCUCGCCUGCAGUAACUUUGGGGAUGGGUCCGUCUGUCCAAGACAUGGAAGAAGGGCGGGCGGACCUUCUGAGCAAACGCUGGAACCUGCCCAUGGAUUACACAGAUGAGCCUCUUCGAAAAAUGGAUUUUGAUGCCUUUGAUAUCAACAAAGGACUGGUGGGUGCUACUGCACGUGAACGCCCUGGUGCGCGACCGGCCUUGCUCAAGCCACGCCGAAGCAAGGAACAAGAUCCAAGCGAGAACAGUCCUCCAGUCAAGGGCUGGCGUGCUCGUCUGCCACGUCUAUUCAAUAUCAAAGGCCCUCGAAUAGGGUGA
Recurvomyces mirabilis is the source of this 1746-nucleotide messenger RNA. RefSeq lists its product as uncharacterized. The record is from RefSeq and is a predicted model, not a curated record. Lineage: Eukaryota; Fungi; Ascomycota; Dothideomycetes; Mycosphaerellales; Teratosphaeriaceae. Bases 1 to 1746 code for a protein of 581 amino acids. The transcript is spliced from 2 exons.